CAAAACUCACAUUAACAUUUCAAAAAGUCUACUCUUCUCUCCCUCUGAAAACUAAGAGUAAAUCUCAAAUCUGAAGUCUCAUCUCCGAUUCCGUCAGUAGAAACAAAGCAUGGAGCUCUGUAAACUUGUUCUGCUGUUGUUGACGGUGAUGACGGUGGCGGAAGCGAUAUGGAUGGAACUGCCGACUUCGGGGACCAAGUGUUUGUCGGAGGAUAUCCAUACGAACGUCGUCGUUUUGGCGGAUUACAGUGUAAUCGGUGACGAAGAGCACGCUCAAGCUAAUGUUGUCCCCACCAUCUCUGUCAAGGUCACAUCGCCUUUUGGAAACAAUCUUCACCAUAAAGAGAAUGUAACUCAUGGUCAAUUUGCUUUUACAACCACUGAGGCUGGUAACUACUUGGCAUGCUUUUGGAUGGACAACCAUGCCCCUGGGGCUAAAGCUGUUACUAUCGGCAUUGACUGGAAGACAGGAAUCAGUGCAAAGGAUUGGGAAUCAGUUGCAAGGAAGGAUAAGAUAGAAGGUGUCGAACUUGAGUUGGUGAAACUUGAAGGGAUAGUGCAAGCCAUUCAUGAAAAUUUAGAGUACCUGAAGGAUAGGGAAGCAGUAAUGAGGGAAGAAAACGAGAAAACCAAUUCUAGAGUGGCAUGGUUAAGUAUAAUGUCCCUUGGUAUAUGCAUAGCAGCUGCAGUUCUGCAAGUAUUUUAUCUGAAGAACUUCUUUCGCAAGAAAAAGCUCAUUUAGAUUUGACAAAUUUUGCACGUUCUUGCAUCACACGAUCUACAAUAGCUUACAGAAUAGAUCAAUUACAACAUUUUAUUUUUUCACUUGUAUUCAUAUUUUUGUAUUGUGCAAUAGACUGUUGUGAUCUACAGUGAACGAAAAGGCCGGAUACCAUAUCUUCUGUAAGAGAAACUACUAGUGCCCUAUGUUCAGGGGAUAAAUGCAAUCCAAAUGCAGCAUCAUUCUUCUACUUUUAGUUGAAAAAAUCUAUGUAUAAUUUUAU
Solanum tuberosum (potato) is the source of this 1004-nucleotide messenger RNA. Its product is annotated as transmembrane emp24 domain-containing protein p24delta3-like. The record is from RefSeq and is a predicted model, not a curated record. NCBI's taxonomy places the organism in Eukaryota, Viridiplantae, Streptophyta, Magnoliopsida, Solanales, Solanaceae. The transcript is spliced from 4 exons. The coding region runs from base 110 to 742 and encodes 210 amino acids.